Cladophialophora immunda is the source of this 348-nucleotide messenger RNA. RefSeq lists its product as uncharacterized. The transcript has a single exon. Gene Ontology annotation, biological process: cellular response to oxidative stress. NCBI's taxonomy places the organism in Eukaryota, Fungi, Ascomycota, Eurotiomycetes, Chaetothyriales, Herpotrichiellaceae. The record is from RefSeq and is a predicted model, not a curated record. The coding region runs from base 1 to 348 and encodes 115 amino acids.
AUGUCAAACACCUCUGAUCGGCACAGUGCUGACGGCUUUCUUGCCGCGUGCAGAACCAGAAGGACAGUCUAUUCGUUGGCCAAGUGCCCUCAACUCUCGGAUGAGAGGGUCAUCUAUCUUGUCCACGAGGCUAUCCUCCAUACUCCAAGCUCCUUCAAUUCUCAGUCGACCCGCGCCCUUGUGUUGCUCGGCGACGAACACGAACACCUUUGGAACGAUAUUGCAAAGCCUGCCGUCUUCGCGGUGGCACCGAAGGAGGUCUGGCUGGCGUCCGAGAAGAAACUGUCGGCUUUCGCUGCGGCGCACGGCACUGUGAGUCUGCUAACCAACCAAACACUCCAAUACUGA